This is a messenger RNA of Cyprinodon variegatus (sheepshead minnow), 6083 nucleotides long. It is a transcript of the gene abcg4a, whose product is annotated as ATP binding cassette subfamily G member 4. Bases 824 to 2755 code for a protein of 643 amino acids. Gene Ontology annotation, molecular function: ATP hydrolysis activity; ABC-type transporter activity; ATP binding. The transcript is spliced from 15 exons. NCBI's taxonomy places the organism in Eukaryota, Metazoa, Chordata, Actinopteri, Cyprinodontiformes, Cyprinodontidae. Gene Ontology annotation, cellular component: plasma membrane. The record is from RefSeq and is a predicted model, not a curated record.
UGUAGGUAACUUGAAGUGAUUCCAUGAAUUACAAUCGUUUAAAUGAUCAUAAACUUUUAAUGCAAUGAUUUAACAAUUUCUCUUUAUUAUAAUUAUUGCAAAUUAAUGUUAUAAAGGAUCGAUGUUAGUGGAGUUAUCAGGAGCACAGCAGUAUAUCCUUCUCCAGCAUCUUCCCAGGAACGCCCUGCAUCCAUCCCCAGGCAGCGCGCGCGCCCCGCAGACGCACCAACCGGUUAAAGAGGGAAGCGGCGGCUGCUCCGUCAGGCUGCAGCUGAUGCUGCUGAGGCAUUUGCAGCAGCGGCGUCUAUCCGAUCCGGUGUUUUUCACUCCGCUCCAAAAGACCAAAGGGAAUGAUGAAAACUGUCCUGCACGUCGAAGCCGAGGAUAUUUGUGGACGCGGUUCCUGAGUGGAGAAAUAUAAUCCCGAGGAGAAAAUCCAAACAUGACAUGCACCCAGCUCCCCUGACGAGUCUCUGGGAUGCAGUCCUAGUUUGAGGCCGGGCCGGACAUGAUUUUAAUCUCUGGGGCUGCUGGUGCUGAUGCUGCUGAUGCUGAGGAUGCGGGAUGAUGAGCGCCGCACCCCGAGAGAUACCCAUAAGGAUAAUCCAGCUGAAAACUAUUCGGAUUGACUAUUUGAACAUUUGUUUGUUUGGGUUGUUUAUUUAAUUCAUUUUUUUCCUUCCUAUUCCUGUGCUGGAGAAUUUGAUGCUGAAGGAUUGGGCUGUUUUGUCUGAAGAGACCAACUGAACGCUGUUGCUCUCACAGAACCAGGACUGAGCUGCUCACCUGGUCCUUUCAACACAGACAGUAACAACCUUUCAGGAUGGCUGAGAAAACUCUGGACCCUGGCUCGGUCAGCAUUCCCAUGGAGGAGACCAAGCUCCCCGGAGGAGCGCCCCAGGAGGCGCCGCUGCUCACCCACCUGAAGAAAGUGGAGAACCACAUCACAGAAGCUCAGCGCUUCUCCCACCUCCCGCGGCGCUCCGCUGUGGACCUGGAGUUCAACGAGCUGUCCUACACCAUCCGGGAGGGCCCCUGGUGGAGGAGGAGAGGCUACAAAGCUCUCCUCAAGUGUCUGUCAGGAAGAUUCUGCAGCAGAGAACUGAUUGGUAUUAUGGGACCCUCUGGAGCAGGGAAAUCCACUUUGAUGAAUAUUCUGGCAGGAUACAGGGAAACUGGAAUGAAGGGAACCAUCCUGGUGAAUGGUCGGCCGAGGGAUCUGAGGACCUUCAGGAAGAUGUCCUGCUACAUCAUGCAGGACGAUAUGCUGCUGCCUCACCUCACUGCAAGGGAAGCCAUGAUGGUUUCCGCCCAUCUGAAGCUAAACGAGUCUGUGCAGGUCAAAAAAGAACUAGUGGAUGAGAUCCUGACAGCUCUGGGUCUUCAGGAAUGUGCUCAGACACGCACCAGCGUUCUGUCCGGGGGCCAGUGUAAAAGACUAGCCAUCGCUUUAGAGCUGGUUAAUAACCCACCUGUCAUGUUUUUUGAUGAACCCACGAGUGGUCUGGACAGUGCGUCGUGCUUCCAGGUCGUUUCACUCAUGAAGUCUCUGGCUCAGGGCGGACGGACAAUCAUCUGCACCAUUCAUCAGCCCAGUGCCAAGCUCUUUGAGAUGUUCGAUAAGCUGUACAUCCUUAGUCAGGGUCAGUGCAUUUACAAGGGGACAGUCCCUUAUCUCAUCCCUUAUCUGAAGAACCUGGGCCUUCACUGUCCAACAUAUCACAAUCCUGCUGAUUUCAUCAUUGAGGUGGCAUCAGGAGAGUAUGGGGACUUGAACCCAGUGCUGUUUGAGGCAGUCCAGGGUGGACUCUGUUCAGAGGAGGGCAAGAAGAACUCCAAAGACAAAAGUGAUGCCUCUUGUCCUUCUCAGUGUCAUGAUGAUACUGGAACCCUGGAGAAGCAUAGCUUUGCAACCAGUACAUUCACACAGUUCUGCAUCCUCUUCAAAAGAACCUUCAUCACGAUAUGCAGAGAUACGGUGCUGACCCACCUCAGAGUUAUGUCUCACUUGUUUAUCGGAGUGCUUAUUGGCCUGCUUUAUCUUAAAAUUGGAAAUGAUGCCAGCAAAGUCUUCAACAACACAGGCUUCCUCUUCUUCUCCAUGCUGUUCCUCAUGUUUGCUGCCCUGAUGCCCACAGUGCUAACCUUUCCUCUGGAGAUGUCUGUCUUUUUGAGGGAACAUCUCAACUACUGGUAUAGCCUUAAGGCGUAUUACCUGGCCAAAACUAUGGCUGACAUACCGUUCCAGGUGAUUUGUCCCAUAAUGUACUGUAGUAUAGUGUACUGGAUGACUGAACAACCUCCAGAGGCAGGUCGCUACCUCCUCUUCAUGGCCUUGUCAACAUCCACAGCCUUGGUAGCCCAGUCCCUGGGGCUGCUCAUAGGUGCUGCAUCUACAUCUCUGCAGGUAGCAACCUUUGUUGGUCCAGUCACAGCCAUUCCUGUUCUUCUCUUCUCUGGUUUUUUUGUCAACUUUGACACAAUUCCUAAAUACCUUCAGUGGAGUUCUUAUGUGUCCUAUGUCAGAUAUGGCUUUGAGGGGGUGAUACUCUCCAUCUAUGGCAUGAACCGGUCUGAACUUCAAUGUCCGGAUGUUAUGAUGUGUAAGUUUCAAAAGCCGGAGGAGGUUCUGCAGCUUCUGGACGUAGAGGACGCAAAGCUUUAUGUUGACUUCAUGGUGCUGGGGGUCUUUUUCCUGAUCCUCAGACUGGCCACCUACCUAGUUCUCCGCUACAAAGUCAAGUCAGAGCGUUAAGAUGUCACAGGGAUGCUGAUGCAUAUCUGGACAGUGUGAUGAAACAUAUAGUCCUCAUUUUACCUACGCUACAUCACCUUCACAUAGACUAAAAGACAAAAAAAAUGCAUACAAUCCUCUGAAAACUGCUGCACCAUUACCCAAACUGUACAGUUAAAGAUGGAAGAUGUUUAGACUGUGAGAUAUUUCUCUAUAUCCUGAUGUAGUGACGAGGUCAUGGUCUUUCUAAGCUUACCUUCACCCACCCAAAAAUAACCUAAUAGAAAGGAUGCCCAACAAUUUACUAAAAGCAUGUGUUAGUAAUGCAAGAAAGUAGAAUUUUUAUAUUUUGGCAUCAAGGUGACGUGUUUAAGAAGCUAAAGCUUCAAGGAAAUAGAAGUACAUGCUAACCCUCCUGGGACAGUGACCAGUUUUAAUUCAGUGCCUAAAAGGUAACUCAGUCCAGUUCCUAGUCAUUCUGACUGAUGUUUUAUCAAUUAAGUUGAUCACUCAGCAUAAGGGGGUUGAAAAUGUAACUCUCUCAUUUCCAUCACAAGAUUGGAAACUUUUCAGAGGAGAAAAUAUUUACAAACUUCUACUUCUCUUUCGGGACAAUCUUUUCAGAUACCUGUACAAGGACACUAAACAUGCAAACUUCCGACUGCCAUUGGACGACUUGCAUCUGCUUUUGGGUGUAGAUCAUUUUCGCAGGCCCUCUGCCAUACCACAGAUGAUGGUGGGACAUUUUGGCACCGAUGAAACAUUUGUGAAAUGCUUGUCGUAUGUAACAAACUGAUAAUGAUUCGACCUGGAAGCAGCCUUGUGAGUUCCUACUUCUUUCUUGUUGUUAAUUUUGAAAGCAUGGACUGAGCUGGGAACCAACUAUGAAAGAAGGUUUUCUGACCAAAUUCAAUGGGCUGAAUGAACGACGCUUUAAACAAAGUGCAAUAGCUUAAACUAUGGGUAAAGACACGCCGUUAGUCCAUUUGUUCGCACUUUUGACAUCUCCCUUCUUUAAAAUGCUUGUUUCCACUCGUUGUAUGCCUCUCUUACCCUAUAUUGAGAAAAAAAUAACCUCCUGUGACCUUUCUUCAUCUUUCCUUCUGCUUUCCUGAUAAAUGAAAAAAAAAAAGUGUGUUGUUGAAAAAACAAUGCUAGAUACUUGAAAUGCUGGCUGGGCAUUUUUUGUGCCUCUAAACUAGAGUGAUUUCAGUUUACUCUGUUUUUCGUUGGAAAUAUGUCCUAUGUCUACGUACCUAUGGUAUGGAGGUUGUCACAUACAAACAUACACAUGCACACACAUGCACACACAAAUACUGACACUCACAAACAUAUUACAUUGUUUAAAAGAGCCUCUCCUUGUCACACUGCAAUGCAAAUAUUUUCCAAUAAACUUGCUAUGAAAUAUUUCUUACUUAAACUAUGCUACUUAGUAAUCCUUAUAAUGAUGCAUAACAUAACGUGAGCAUAUAAUCAGUGAUUGUACAGUGAAUAUAUGUCAUGCUGUAAACAAAUGUACAUUGGCACUGUUUAUUCUGUUUAUUAAUUUGUAUUUUAUGUGUAUGUAUUUGAGGAAAGUGCUGCUUGAAAGUGGGAGGACAACUGAAUGUUUUAGGAAUGAACUCUCCAAAAAUAGUUUCCGAGGUUAGCCCUGGUUAUUUCCUUUGCUCUCUUAAGGUGUUUUGCUGAUUAAAGAGAUUUUAGUUUUAAAAUAUCUGCUAUCAAAUGUGCACAGGUGUAAAAAUAUGGAAAUGUAAGGGAUCAGGAGUUGCAAGCUAACAUAUAAAUCCUUGUGAGUUGCCAGGAUAAGAAAUGGCCGUUGAAUCGGCAACCAUUAGGGAUGUCCCAGUCAGGACUUUUAGUGCAAUGAGACUUAUUUUUAAGAGUAGGCAGUUGCAGAAACAAAAUCCCAGCCUGAUAUCUUAGAUGCUGCAUGAAUAUCUUUGAGAAAAGGGGAGAAAUAUUACCCACUCACCAAUGACUUACCAAACACUAUAUUACCUGUUUUUCUUCACAGUAACAGAUAUUCCAAAUUUUUGUUUGUUGCAUAUUUACUUUGUUUUGACACAACUUGCAGAUACUUAGGCUUGUAACACAUUUCAUUGUAGUUUUAGUUCAUUUUUUGGAAGGAUAAAAGUUAAAGAAAAUUAUACGGCUUCAUUAACAUUGUCUUUUGCUUUGAGCAUUCUAAAAUUUAGCUAAGACUAAUAUCAGUUUGGGGAUUAAGGUGAUUUUAUUUUAACACCAGUAACGUCCUGGAGUCUUGAGCACCCAAUUUUGUAAUGUAACAGAUUUGCUUUUCCAAGUCAGAUAUUUGUUUCUUAAGAUAUAUCUGAUUUAAAAGGGAUUGCAACUAACAACAUCUUGCUGCUGGCAAUAUUUUGCUGCAGAAUUUACUAAACGAUAGGCCAAAUCCAAAGUAACUGUUUGUUUUGAUAGAACUCGUUGAUCAACUCCAUUCACAAUAUGUUUUUAGGUUUCCCCUGCAUCUUAAACUUAUGAUUUUGCUUUGAACAAGUAAUUGAAAAGGUUAAGCAAGUUGUGCAAAUGUAAAAGUUGCUUCUUAAAGGUGCAGCUUACAUAAAAUACCUAACUACAGCAUUAUGAGGUAUCAGGAGUCAAGCUCAGCCAGGGCUGUAGCAAAAAAAAAAAAAAAAAGAAGAAGAACAGGAAAACCAAUAUUUGAAACUAGAUCAGGACAUCCCUUCAAUCAAUAUGUAGCUGAGACUGUCAGCAUUAACAGGGAGGUAGCUGAAUGAAAUAGGAGACACAUAGAGGGAGAAAGAUACAGCAGCAUGUUUGUUUCUAUCAUGACAGCAAUAGUUAACAUUGUGAUGUUCUUAGAGUAAUACCUCCCCCUGCUGUUACUUUAGUCACUUUAGAAGUCUUAUCUUCCUGUUGGUUUUAUUAUGUGCAAUAAUCAUCCAAAGGUAUUUUGAACUUGAAGAAAAGGGAACUGUGACAAUUCCAUCACAAGCAUGUUGCAUUUUCUUGUUUGUUCUGUUUUGUUCUCCUCAUUAAUUUAUUGUUACGUCUUUGUCAAAAGUUGCUUGAAAUAAGGCCGAUGGGGCUUAUAAACACACCCUGCCAGGAUACCUGACCAUGUCUUCAAAAUAUUUUUCAAUUUGAUAAAAGGCUCUUUAUAAAGCCGUACAUAAUUAGUUAACAUUUAAAUGUUUUAAGAAAAGCUUUCUUCUGUGAUUUCAAAGGGAGAUAAUUAUCCUGUUGGUGCAAACGUUUGGCAUUUGCAAUAAGCUCUACAUGGCAGGUUGCUUGACGAAAGUCCUUACUAAGUGUGGUUCGGGCGAAGCAGAUGCUAAUUUCUUUCUUUUUUUUUUUUUUUUUUUUU